Macroventuria anomochaeta is the source of this 405-nucleotide messenger RNA. RefSeq lists its product as uncharacterized. Lineage: Eukaryota; Fungi; Ascomycota; Dothideomycetes; Pleosporales; Didymellaceae. The coding region runs from base 1 to 405 and encodes 134 amino acids. The transcript has a single exon. The record is from RefSeq and is a predicted model, not a curated record.
AUGCGCUUCCUCUGCUUCGGCCGCAAGCCCAAACCGCCUUCCAAGAGGAACCCACCCGUCCAAAUCGUUCCCCAGCUCCCCGCGCCUUCAACCUCAUCCAUUGCUUCCAAACAACCGAUGCCUCGCGAGCUCCUCUCCGGCCCAGUAUACACAGAUAGAGGAGCACCGAAAUACGUCAGAGUCGAUCCACCAAAGCCGGCUGUGAGGACUGGUGGUGGCGGUGGUUGGGGUGGCUAUGGCGGCUCUUACAGCACAGCGACGUAUACAUCGAGCUAUAGCAGUGGAGGAGGAGGAGGAGGAGGGGAUGGUGGUGGUAGCUCUAGUGGCGGUGGGGAUAGUGGGUGUAGUGGUGGAGAUGGCGGAGGCGGAGGUGGAGGUGGCGACGGGGGCGGUGGAGGAGACUGA